AUGGUUCAGGUAUGUGCGUAUUAAAUUUGAAGGGGUUUUGGAAAGAGUUGUGUAAAAAGUAACUGCAUGAGAAGUUCUCAGAAACUUGUAUAAUUAGAUUGGCUUUAGAAUCAGUUCAAGAAGGAAAAUUCAUACAUAGAGACAUCAAACCUGAGAAUUUCUUAGUAGGUAGUUGUGGAGAUCAUAAUAAUGUUUAUUUAAUUGAUUUUUGAUUAGCAAAACCAUAUAUGGAUGCAUAAGGUAUUUUGAAAGUAAAAAUUAGGAAUGCAUAUUCCUAAAGCAGAGAAUAAGGGAAUGGUAGGAACUGCAAGAUAUAAAAGCAUAAAUUCACAUUUAGGUCAGAAUAGAGUAGAAGAGAUGAUUUAGAAGCAAUGUGUUAUGUUCUUAUGUAUUUAUGUAAUGGAUAGUUACCAUGACAAAAUUUUUCUUAUUAAACUAGAUAAGAUAAUUUUUUAAAAAUAUUGGAGGCAAAAUAGAAUAUGGCCAUAGGUUAAUUAAAAAUUAAUAUUCUAACAGUAUUAAAACAAAUUUAUGAUAAUUCAAAAGGAUUUAGAAUUGAUGAAUAACCUAAUUAUACAAAAAUGA
Molecule: messenger RNA, 585 nt
Organism: Paramecium primaurelia
Lineage: Eukaryota; Ciliophora; Oligohymenophorea; Peniculida; Parameciidae
Source: the annotation of a GenBank genome assembly